AUGUGGGGCAACGACUUCUACAAGGCUGGUGCGCACCAGCAGCCCUCGCUCCGACACGAUGGGCUGCCGACCUCUUUUGCCUCUCCUUCGUACACUGCGCAGCCCGCACGCCCACUGCCCGCUGGCGUGCUUUCAGCCGAUCUCGCACGACCGAUUAGUGUGCGGGAGCUGGCGCACUCGCGAGUGCCUGCGGUGCCGCCGCCUCCAGCAGUGCCACCGGCACCACGACGCAACCCUGCCAUGACCGGCUUCGCAGGGUUUGGAAUACCCACGUCGCCCAUUAUUUAUGCUGCCACCAGCGGCGUGUCGACGUUGCCACCGCUCUCCACCCGCGCUGACGCCAGUGACUUGAUGUCACUCGCCCACCGCGACAUUGAUAACCUCAGCGGCGAUGACCUUUACAACUACGCCUCCCACCUGCAGGGCGCAUCGAAGCAGUACAGCAAACACCUAUUGGAGGCGUACACAAGGCGCGACCAGUACCGUGGCGAGGUUGCUCGAUUGAAGGAGGAGCUGCAUAGCAAGUACCUGCAGAUCGAUGUGCUCCGGCGUGAGCAAGAGAGGGCGAGCGAGGCUUUGGUGAAGGUUCGGGAGGACAAUGCUCAACUCCACCAGAAACUCGCCGAGUCUGAGGGACAUGUCCGCAACAUGCAGGCCAAAGUGUCUGUGUUGAGCGGCGCCGAUCCCUCCGCUGCUGUUCAUUUCUACCAGUCUCAGUUGGUUCUCAAAGAUGCGCAGCUGCGCGAACUGCAACAACAAUGCGAGAGGGAAGCUGCAGCGUCGUCGCAGCGACACAGCUCCAGCGCCACUGCAGCUGAGCAUGGCCGGCGAAGCAUCAACGUCUCCGGUGAGGGUGCUGCAGUUCCUCAGAUAUCGCCAUUGCGGGAUCUACCGAGCACGAGGAAGGUGCAUAAUGGGUCUGAAGCGGCGUCUACUGCACUGCACACCGCACUUGAGGAGCUCCAGCACCUCAACACAUCUCUCAGCCGCCGCCUCGAAGAAGAACACGCGGCUCACAAAGCUGCGCUAGCUGUACACGCCGAAGAGAACGCUACCGCCACAGCUGAUCGCGCAGAGCUACUCAACACAAUUUCGCAGCUGCGGCAGCAGUGCACAGAGAUGCAGAGUACGGAAGACGAGCUAGUGGCCGCCCUCACCCAGCGUGCACCGAUCUCGAAGGAAGGCUACGCAGCACUACAAACGUCGUACAAUGACCUCACCGCUGCACUUGCCAAGGCCGAGGACCAGAUAGCCGCGCUCCACGUGAAAGAGCAGCAAUACCAUCAGAGCGCACAGCAGGCGCAGGAGGAGCUUCGCCACUCACUCACUACUGGGCUGGAGGAGCGACAGGAGCUGCAGGCCCGCAAUGAACAGAUGCAGUCCCUUGCCACUGAUCUGCAGAGGGAGUUGGAGCUGGCAGAGCGGGCGAACCAACUGCGUCAAGAGCAGCUUGACGCGGCGGUCAGUGGCAACCAGCAGCUGGCUGAGCACCUUCGUACGACACAGGAGCAGCUACUUGGCGCCACCGCUGAGCUGCAGGAUCUCUGCAACACGCGUGGGAGCCUAGAGUCCCAGCUCCGUGAGCUUCGACAGCGUAUCGAAGAGUUUGAACAGGAGGAUCAGCGCCGGCGGCAGCAGCAUAGAGACGUGGAAGGGGGGGCGACGUUCAGCUACACCCCAGCCGCAUCAGCAGAGAGCGAGACGGUGAAGACACGAGAGGCAUUGGAGGAUGAGCUCGCAACUCUGCGCUCGCAGCGUGACGCACUCGUCGGCGACCGCGACGAAAUUAUCAGCGAGGUGCGUCGCUUGCAAGAAGACCGGCUCGCUCUUCUCAGAUCACCACUGCCGCAAGCGGAGGAGGUGCUGCAGAAACACUUGUCAACUGUGAAAGCGACUCUAGGUACCCAUGCAGAUGAUGAAGAAUUGCCACAGCAAGAGGAUAUUGCUGCACUCGAGGCAGCGCGUCACUGCAUCGAGCAGUUGAAGGAGACCAUAGCUACGCUGCAGUCAGAGCGUGUACGCGUGGAGGCUGAGCUGCAGGCGAAGAUAAAGGUGCUGGAGGCUGAGCUAGCAUCGCAGUCCCGUGCGCUUUCUGAUGCCGAGGACGCGGCGGCGGCGCAGCGGGCGCACCUGGAGGGUAUCGUGGUGGCUUUGAGAGACGAGCUAGUGGCAACACAGGAGCAACAGAUGCAAUUCAUCACGUCCGAGGAGGCCCAACGUGAGCGGUGUGCAGAGCAGCAGCGUGCGGUGGAGCACCUUCAGGCGCAAGUGGCGCAGCUGCAGAUGGCUGGACAGGACUCAGCGAACAGUCUUGCCACAACGUGGCACGCUCAGUCUCCUGUUCCUGCUAAGUCCGACCUCAGCACGAUGAAUGCGGCUCUGGAAUCGCUUGCCCAUCAGCUGGAAGACGCGCAGUACCGGGCUGAGGAGCUGUCGGCAGAGCACGCGCGCACAUUGGAGGAGCUGGCGCGUGCGACCCGCGCUGCUGCGGAGCUGGAGGCGCGUGCUGCGGAAGCGGAGAGCAGGCGCGAGGCUGCGCACGCUGCUGCGGAGGGCACCGAGGUCGAGCUGACGGCGCGCAUUGCGGCGCUGGCGACGGAGAAUGCGCAGCUGAAGGAGAAGCUGUCGGCCUCGCGCGCCGCCGUGACGACGUUUGCGUCGAAGCAGACGGACGGCGAGAGCACUGCUGCGUCGCUGGAGGAGCGGUGUGCGACGGAGGCACGGCGCCGCGAGGCUGCGGAGGCGGAGGCGUUGGUGCUGCGGGAAACGCUGGACCGCACAGGCGCGGAGCUGACGGAGGUGCUGCAGCGCAGCGAGGGCGUGCAGUCGACUCUAACGCGGACGGUGGAUCGCCUGGCCGAGCAGGAGGCACUUGUGGGGGUGUUGGGGGCUGAGAACAUGCGGCUGCAGGAUGAGCUGACUGCUGUACGGGAAUCCAUUCUGCUGCUGACAAGUGAACGUGACGCUCUUGUCGAAGAGACGGCUCAGCUUCAUGGAAAGCUCGCUGCUGCGGAGAGUCGGAUGUCGGAUGCGGCUGCGGCACAGCAGCGCCUGGAGGUGCGCUUAGAGGAAGCAGAGGCCGCGGUGCGCAGUAAGGCGGUGGAGCUGGGCACGGUGUUUGCUGCGCUGGACCAGACUGCUUCCGAGGUGUGCGGCGCCGAGCAGCAGCUGCGGGUGUAUGCGGAGGCGAAGGAGGAGCUGUCGGCAGAGCACGCGCGCACAUUGGAGGAGCUGGCGCGUGCGACCCGCGCUGCUGCGGAGCUGGAGGCGCGUGCUGCGGAAGCGGAGAGCAGGCGCGAGGCUGCGCACGCUGCUGCGGAGGGCACCGAGGUCGAGCUGACGGCGCGCAUUGCGGCGCUGGCGACGGAGAAUGCGCAGCUGAAGGAGAAGCUGUCGGCCUCGCGCGCCGCCGUGACGACGUUUGCGUCGAAGCAGACGGACGGCGAGAGCACUGCUGCGUCGCUGGAGGAGCGGUGUGCGACGGAGGCACGGCGCCGCGAGGCUGCGGAGGCGGAGGCGUUGGUGCUGCGGGAAACGCUGGACCGCACAGGCGCGGAGCUGACGGAGGUGCUGCAGCGCAGCGAGGGCGUGCAGUCGACUCUAACGCGGACGGUGGAUCGCCUGGCCGAGCAGGAGGCACUUGUGGGGGUGUUGGGGGCUGAGAACAUGCGGCUGCAGGAUGAGCUGACUGCUGUACGGGAAUCCAUUCUGCUGCUGACAAGUGAACGUGACGCUCUUGUCGAAGAGACGGCUCAGCUUCAUGGAAAGCUCGCUGCUGCGGAGAGUCGGAUGUCGGAUGCGGCUGCGGCACAGCAGCGCCUGGAGGUGCGCUUAGAGGAAGCAGAGGCCGCGGUGCGCAGUAAGGCGGUGGAGCUGGGCACGGUGUUUGCUGCGCUGGACCAGACUGCUUCCGAGGUGUGCGGCGCCGAGCAGCAGCUGCGGGUGUAUGCGGAGGCGAAGGAGGAGCUGUCGGCAGAGCACGCGCGCACAUUGGAGGAGCUGGCGCGUGCGACCCGCGCUGCUGCGGAGCUGGAGGCGCGUGCUGCGGAAGCGGAGAGCAGGCGCGAGGCUGCGCACGCUGCUGCGGAGGGCACCGAGGUCGAGCUGACGGCGCGCAUUGCGGCGCUGGCGACGGAGAAUGCGCAGCUGAAGGAGAAGCUGUCGGCCUCGCGCGCCGCCGUGACGACGUUUGCGUCGAAGCAGACGGACGGCGAGAGCACUGCUGCGUCGCUGGAGGAGCGGUGUGCGACGGAGGCACGGCGCCGCGAGGCUGCGGAGGCGGAGGCGUUGGUGCUGCGGGAAACGCUGGACCGCACAGGCGCGGAGCUGACGGAGGUGCUGCAGCGCAGCGAGGGCGUGCAGUCGACUCUAACACGGACGGUGGAUCGCCUGGCCGAGCAGGAGGCACUUCUCGAGCAGCUGAAUCGCAACGCUUCGGAGCUCAACGAUGCCCGAGCUGUGCUGACGGGGGAAGUGACGCGUCUGCAGGCUGCAUUGGCAGCUGCCGUUACCGAUAAAUCCGACGUGAUGGCACAGCUUGUGGCCACCCAGAGGGAGCUGGAUCGCGCAGUGGAGCAGCAAGAUGCGCAGUACUGCGAGGAAGUGCGUCUCCAAGACGCGCUGACGACGACCAUGUCUGCCUUUGGCGUUCAAACAAGGCAGGUACAACUGGGCAUGGCACACGUGGUAGACAUGUCGAAGGCGUUCUACAGAGUCGUGGAAGUAGUGGCUAAGGGGGCUGCGUCUGCGACGGUACAAGGCGAGAUUGUGGACAAAGAAGCCGCGGCGCAGUCUUUUGCCAGCGUUGGCGUGGGUUCUUCGGUGAAAGGCGCGUCGCCCACAGCAACAAGUGUACGAGAGAUACUCUUACCUUGGAGUCGAGCACUGGAGUGGGUCGCUUCUAUGGAGGAGCGUCUUGAGUCCUUGGGUACAGGUUCUACUUCAAGCGACACCACCAGCUCAGACAGCCAGUGCGAGCGGCGGCGACGUCGGCGAGGUCGCUCCACAGUGGCAGAUGAGGAGGAGGAGGCAAUAGACGAAGAGGAGACCAGUGGAGCAGAUGCGGUGAGCACGUCUUUUCUGUGUCGUGCGGUGCCUGCAAGUCAUGCGGAGGCAGCCUUUGCGCGGUGGAUUUGGGAGCAGGCCGCCGCAGCAAGUACCAUUGCAGACCUUCGUAGUGCACUCGCGGAUAAGGAGGUGGAGCUGAACAACUUGCGUUCUGCGAUGGACACACUGGCGAACGAUGCGAUGGCUGAGCAAGACCGCGCUGAUAACUUGUCUGCUGCCAUUGGUGACGCGACGGAGAAAAUUGCGUUGGUGCAGGCCGAGUUUGAGGAGCAACUCAGGCAGAGGACGGUGGCAACCACAGCGGAGGUCGUGGAGGCGCGCCGUGCUGAAGAGCGCGCGAGAGCUGCGCAGCUUCGUGCAGAAGAGCACUUGACUGUUGUUGAGAACGAGCUUAAGGAACAACAGGCUGUGUUGCGCAAGCUGCAGGACGAGAACCAUCGACUUACCCGUGAGGCGGACCGUCUACGGCGCUCCUCACGUCACCUUGAGUCUGACUCGCGUGCUCUUAACAAGAUCAGCGACUCCGUGACGCCGCAGCCGUUAUCUUAUGCAGGUGUAUCUGCUGUGACCGAAGUUGAGAGCUUCACAACGGCAGCCUCUGCUGUAGAGGUCGUCGAACAGGCCCAAUUUCUGCAGGUGUUCAGCUUGCAGGAGGACCUCAUGCUCAGUCGCCGGCAGGCACGGGAGCUGGAGGGGCGAGAAGCGACGCUGCGGCAGACCUGUGCGACACUGGAGCAGCAGGUGAGUCAGCUGCGCGUGGAGGCAACGGACGCGGAGAAACUGCGUGAGGAACUGGCUACGCUACGCACUGACUAUGCGGAACUGGAGGAGCGCUACGAUCAACUGGAGCGCAUGACAACAGCCGCGGGGGGAGGCACGAUGCAAGAGCUAAAGCAACUCCGCCAGCAGCUGAAGGCACGGGAGACAGAGCUGGAUGAGCUAAAGGCGCGAGUACGGGGCCUCGUGCUGAGCAAAGUCGCACCAGAGCUUGAGGCGGCGCGUCGGCAGGAGGCGCUGCGAGAGAGUCUCAGCGGUAUUACGACACAGCUGGCUGCCACCCAGGCACAGUACGGAGGCGGUACAGGCGGCAGCAGCAAUGCUGGAAGCCGUCGCGCUAGUCUCGCUUCUGCCCUCAGCAAGCCCGACCACCUUAGUUUGUCUGCGUCGAGUCCGUCGUCGCAAGAUCUACUGACCUCCCGCAUCGAGCACUUGCAAAUCCUCGUACACGACCACCAGGAGGCGUUCGAGAAGGUUCAGGCUGCUCAGCUUGAAUCCCGGGCGACCAUGGACACGCUCGAGGACCAGUUGGCCGCCAAGACAGCCGCCUUGGAGCGUGCUGAAGGUCUUGUUGCCGAAUACGCGGACACUAUCAACGUGCUCACCAUGACUGCCGUGGUAGGACGCGGUAGCGGUGGUGCUCACCUAUCCACGGUUCAACCACUGCGCAACGAGGUGGCCAAUCUGGUUGCAGAGGUGCCAUCGCUGUCUGUGCUGCCGCUGACCCCGCUGACGCCGCGCCCCGAUGUGGCGGCCGAUGGACAGCCACGUGCCGCCGUUGCAGUGGCGUCGCCAACACCGCGUAUGCCAAACCUUGACGAGGUCGCAGCCAACAAUGACGGUAGCGUGACAGACGUGGAGGGGGACUCCGCGGGCUCCUCGGCCGAUACAGCGCUGCCCUCAGCGACUCACCGACGGACCGACGCUGAGGGUAGCCGGAGAAGCGCACGAGGCACUCCUGCCCGCCGCUCAUCAUCAUCUUCGUCGUCUAACAACACUGCGCGCAAGUCUUUUGUAGGCGUCACAAUGAUAGCCAAAGCACGGAAACGAGCUCGCUCCAGCACCACCGCGUAA
Messenger RNA from Leishmania braziliensis MHOM/BR/75/M2904, 6918 nucleotides. RefSeq lists its product as hypothetical. The transcript has a single exon. NCBI's taxonomy places the organism in Eukaryota, Euglenozoa, Kinetoplastea, Trypanosomatida, Trypanosomatidae. Bases 1 to 6918 code for a protein of 2305 amino acids. The record is from RefSeq and is a predicted model, not a curated record.